AGAUAUGAAGAGUGAAAGAGAGGGGAAACGAUAUUCCCUGCCCUCACCGCUACAGUCCUGCGGCUGACGGCAGCGCCGAACAUUCUCACUUGGAGAGAACAGCUUGUCAGUGGGAGGUAACCUACAUGAUGCCCCCCUCGUGCACUUAUCAAUUCAGUGUCCAUCCGUGCUGCUGCGCCGUACGUUUUAUUUGGGUACGUAAAUGCCUAGCGCACUGAGGUACUGUAAAGCGCACCGAUGGAUGCAGCCUGCGUGCGCGUUUUGGAACGGGGUAAUUUGUGAUCACAUCUGAAGCAGCUUAAAACACACUGCAGUGGGCAGAAAAGAAGACGGGGCUUGGACGAGCAGCAGUCUGUGGAUAAUAAGCCCUUUGUAAUUCCUUACCCCCGUGUGUGUCACAUCAAUGGAUAGGCGAGGCUUGAAUUGCCGAAAUGCAUAGAUGGAAGUGAUGACUGCCUUCGGUGAACUAUAACUCCCGUCCAGACAGCGUGAAUGAAGGCUCGACGCGGACAACAUGUAAGAAUUGAGCCUUUGGUGUACAACUAAGACUCCUCACUCUUGAAGUCGCUACCUGUAUUUCUGAUGUGGGCUUAAAGGCUUCUUGAGGAUACCUGCUGGAUUUUUUUUCAUUCGGUGUUGCAUCCCAGAUUAACGCAUUAUUCCUCUCGAAAAUGGAGAACGGAGUAACCCUGAAGAGACGAGAGAGAUAUUGUGUAUUCUCGACAACUUUAUAAAUUCUCCAAUACAUAGGAUACCUAUUCACUCACUGAACUGCGGGGCUUCUAUCAUCGACAUAACCAGGAGGGAAAAUAGAAAUAAGCAUCUUGAAGUCCGCACUGGGUUGUGAGGUGAAAUCUAAUCAGAUGCAGCAGGGUUGUUGACUGUAAUAGGGACUUGAAGAAAAGUUACGUUUGAAAACGACAUAAGCCCACCUCUGCCCCUCAAUGUAUGGAUGACGGUCUGUCAUACAGUCUAAUUUCAGGAUUUAUCUAUCUGGGAAUUGACCACAUGAGGUUUUCCGUGCUGUACAUGUUGUGGAGAGUUUACUUUUUUAACAUUUAGGCUAGUUUAGAUCUGAGAGAAAAUAAAAACAGUGUGACUUCAAUUUCACCUAACUCAUCAUUUGGAGAAAACCUGGGAUCACAUCGAUUUACAUCGGGAGAGUAGUUCCAACAAUGGCACUUGUCUCCGUGUUAUGUGCGUCCUGAACAAAAAGAGGAAAUAUCGGAUGCAUUAUCAUCACUGUGAGAGUUAAUAUCAUGUUCAUUCAGACUGAUGUGUGGAUUACAUACCACGUCGUUUUGAGAGUGGGAGCACAAUGUGUCUGACAAGAAGACAUCACCACGGAUUCGGCCAAAUCGCCUGAGAAUUGCGGAUGUUUUAUCGAUGCAGUUUUUGGGGAGAGAGCGGGAGAGGGACCGUUCUCCGUCUAAAGCAGAGACCCUGCAGACCUCGGCGUCUUCGUGAACAAGGACAGCUUUAUGGUGGAUUGGAAGUUAACAUGAGGAUGACCAGAACCCCUUGGAACUUUGAUUGAAUUGGCAGUGAGCCCAAAUCCUCAUUCCAAAGAGUGGAAGACCAGUCAAUGAAUUAUGAAUGUUAAACAAGAUGACCUCCUCUCAGCAGCAGCAGAUGAUGCGAGGUCCUAGGUGGAACCGGGCCUUGUCCGACCCUUUGUUUGUGGUGCUUCUGGCCCUGCAACUGCUGGUGGUGGCAGGGCUGGUACGUGCUCAGACAUGCCCCUCUGUCUGCUCCUGUAGUAACCAGUUCAGCAAAGUCAUCUGCACCCGACGAGGUUUGCGGGAAGUCCCUGAUGGCAUCUCUACCAACACACGCUACCUGAAUCUGCAAGAAAAUCUCAUUCAGGUCAUAAAGGUGGACAGCUUCAAGCACCUAAGACAUCUGGAGAUCCUGCAGCUGAGCAAAAACCACAUACGCAAAAUUGAACUGGGGGCCUUCAAUGGACUGGCCAGCCUCAAUACCUUGGAGCUUUUUGAUAACCGCCUCACCACUAUCCCAAACGGGGCAUUUGAGUACCUGUCCAAACUAAAGGAGCUUUGGCUGAGGAAUAACCCCAUCGAGAGCAUUCCCUCCUAUGCUUUCAACAGAGUGCCCUCGUUAAGGCGUUUGGACCUUGGGGAGCUCAAACGGCUCUCCUACAUAUCUGAGGGGGCCUUUGAAGGGCUGAGCAACCUGCGCUACUUAAAUCUGGGAAUGUGCAAUCUGAAGGAAAUUCCCAACCUUAUUCCCCUGGUGAAGCUGGAUGAACUGGAGAUGUCGGGGAACCAGCUAGCUGUCAUCCGACCUGGCUCUUUUAAAGGGCUCAUCCAUUUACAGAAGCUAUGGAUGAUGCAUGCCCAGAUCCAGACCAUAGAAAGGAACUCUUUUGAUGACCUGCAGUCACUAGUGGAGCUCAAUCUAGCCCAUAACAAUCUUACCCUCUUGCCCCAUGAUCUCUUCACUCCUUUACAUCACCUGGAGAGGGUGCACUUGCACCACAACCCAUGGAAUUGUAACUGUGACAUCCUCUGGCUAAGCUGGUGGCUUAAGGAGAUGGUGCCAGCAAACACCAGCUGCUGUGCCCGCUGCAGCUCACCAACCCAGCAUAAGGGACGAUACAUUGGCGAGUUGGACCAGAACUACUUUCACUGUUAUGCUCCUGUUAUUGUGGAGCCUCCCGCAGACCUAAAUGUGACAGAGGGAAGCGCUGCAGAGUUGAAAUGCAGAGCCAGCUCUUUGACCUCUGUAAGCUGGAUUACACCCAAUGGUUCCAUCAUGACACACGGUGCUUACAAGAUCAGAAUCUCUGUGCUGAAUGACGGCACUCUGAACUUCACCAAUGUUACCAUGCAGGACACAGGCACAUACACAUGUAUGGUCAGUAAUUCUGCAGGUAACACAACAGCAUCUGCCACACUCAACGUGUCCUCUACAGAGAACAGCAGCUUCAGCUACUUUACCACAGUGACAGUGGAGACCAUAGAAACGCCACAUAAUGAAGGCUUCACCACCGCUGUACAACAGAAGGUGGGCCCCACACCCUCUGCUGGUACAUGGGAAUCGGUUUCACCCACCUCUACAACUACCACCACAGUCCGGAUCCCGCUCUCCACCCGCGCCACAGAGAAGACUUACACAAUCCCCGUCACAGAGCUGGGUGGGGAGGGCUCGCUGAACGGCUUGGAUGAGGUAAUGAAGACGACCAAGAUCAUCAUUGGCUGCUUUGUUGCGAUCACACUCAUGGCAGCGGUCAUGCUAAUCAUCUUCUACAAGAUGCGCAAACAGCACCACCAGCAGAACCACCACGCACCCACACGCACCAUUGAGAUCAUCAAUGUGGACGAGGACUGUGUAACAGGAGGCCCGGGCAUGGAGGGCCACCUGACCCUGCCUCCUCUUGAGCACGAGCACCUCAACCACUAUAACACCUAUAAGACUGCAUACAACCAUGCCUCCACGAUCAACUCCAUACACAGCUCAGCGCACGAACCUUUGUUAAUCCGCGCCAGCUCAAAAGACAAUGUACAAGAGACCCAAAUCUAAUACUUUUUUUUCAAAAUGAGACAUUAUGAAACUGAUGGAAUUACAUAAAGACAUUACUGACAGGACAUAACUGACAAUUGGUUGUGAGAACUAUGGCUCAAACAUGGAGAUACAGACUCGUGUGUUUGGCAAAUCAGUGGCUGGUGAUGUUUAUUCAAUGACUUUGGGAAUUAGGGUAUGUCUACUGUUUCAAAAAGUGUCUUUACAAAACAGAAGUUAUUUAUUUAAGAAAAAAACUAUUGUGGUUAAAUCAAGAAAAAACUAUUCUGCAAUUAUUUUUUCAGCACUUAAUUCAUGUUUUUUUUUCACCUUCCUCUCAUUUCACAGGAUUGGUUUACUAAUAUGCUUUCAAACUCUGUUUGAAGACAUCUGUUGAAGAAAAACUCCUGAAGCAAAUUUUUGUUCUUAUUUGGUAAACUUUGGUAAACUCAGUCUUUGGAUCUGAUGAGAUAGUAAAUAACCUCAUUUCCCCCAUGUAUCAAAGGAAUCUAGUGCAAAUAAGUAAUUUUCUCCAGCUGUAGAUUAAGUGAUGAAAUAUUUUGUGACCAUCUGUAACUGAGAUGAAUUGAACACUUGUUACAGUGAGUGACAGAACUGUCUGACAACAUUUUAUCAUAAUUCACUGUUUAAUUAUAUCUGUCACAUACAUGUUAGGCACUCUCUGCUCUGUCAUCAAUAGACGAGGAAAAUAUUUCCUGCGUUCUGCUGUUGUAAAAGUCGAGGCUCACUAUUAAAAGUGCAUUUUAGUUAAAUUAAAUUCUAUUGAUUAACUAUGAAAAAAACUACAUUUGUUUUUGUGUUCCUCAUGAAUAUGCUAAAUCUUAUCCCUAAUAUCCACUUGUUUCGACUCAAGUUCCCAGAUUCUCUGAGACAUCUUCUGAUUAUUAUAGAGAACAUUCUAUGAAUUGCAUUGAGACCAAUUUACAUUAUGAGGGUUGUGAUACAGGAGCAGCUGCUUCAGAUUCUACAUAAUUGUGAAGAAUGUAGAAUAUCUUAAAUUCUGGCAAAAUCCAUUGCUUUGAAAUGUUUCCAAUGUAUCAUGGCGUCACCUUUACCUUACAGUGCUUUGUAAUGUGGCAUAUGAAGAUGAUUGCUUUGAAGCCACCUUUUUCAUGCUGGGACCCCUUACCUCAUCUGCAAUAUUGCAGGACUGAGUGCUGUCAGAAGCAGACUGAUGAGCUGAAGAAAGAGCUUAAACCCUUUAUACAGCUGUAUGAGCACAUUGCCUGUCAUCUAUGUGCCACAUUUCCACAUGGGCAAUGCCUGGCAGCCCCAGAUUCACACUCUCGCCCCUGCCAACCAUAGGACUUGGCCCUGAGCGGCGGGGCUUAUGCUGCUAGAGGCUUUAGGGGUGAAUGUGUGGGAUCGGGCAUCAACCAGAUGUUUGGGUUGCACCUGCCUCUCUCCCAACCCUUUGAGUCAACACAAUUUCCAUUUUAAUUGAUGUGCCCAUGGGCUUUGGAUGAACACAGCUCUGCAGGCACCCAUACCCUGGAAACUAUUUCAAAGUCCCCACUGUGAAAAAUGGCGGCAGAAAUGCCGAAGUUAGACAGACAUUUAUCAGAUCACACACUUAGGGAGAUGCCCCAUGUUUAUUUUUUAGGAAAUAAAGGCAUUUUGUCCCCCAACAGUAAUAUAUAUAAAAAGGUUAGGCCACUGACAUGCUUAGUUUGCAUUAUAUCAAUGUGUUACAAUUAGGAAAUACAUAGAGUAGAAUUACUCAUAAAAACUCAUGUUAGAGAUAGUGGCAUGCACCUUCUGUGGAGUCACCAUGCCCUCCAUUAACCUUAAAGCUGGAAGUGGUCCUCCAUCUAAAAUUCACAGUAUGUUGUGAGUUAAAAACACUUAUCUUCUAUAGGCUUGAACGUUGUAGGCUUGGAUUACUGGUGGUUACAGUGGAUUUCAAUGGUAGCAAUGGUCGUUUUCACGGUAGAAAUAAAGUAUCAACACUUCCUGAAACUGCUCAAAUUAGCCCUGCUGCAUAAUCAACACCUCUGCUGUCCAUCUGCAGAGUUUACUAUCCCACAUUGGAGAAUAACGACAAACAUACAAAAUGGCAUAAUUAUAAACCUUUUACAGCUACCUUUUCAGCCUACAUGGGUUUA
Sander lucioperca (pikeperch) is the source of this 5648-nucleotide messenger RNA. It is a transcript of the gene lrrc4ca, whose product is annotated as leucine rich repeat containing 4C, genome duplicate a. The coding region runs from base 1597 to 3543 and encodes 648 amino acids. Gene Ontology annotation, molecular function: cell-cell adhesion mediator activity. The transcript is spliced from 3 exons. Gene Ontology annotation, cellular component: plasma membrane; glutamatergic synapse; postsynaptic density membrane. Lineage: Eukaryota; Metazoa; Chordata; Actinopteri; Perciformes; Percidae. The record is from RefSeq and is a predicted model, not a curated record. Gene Ontology annotation, biological process: modulation of chemical synaptic transmission; synaptic membrane adhesion; regulation of axonogenesis.